UUUAAAGUGUUGUACCUCAAAAAUGACGUAAUUUCCUCCAGGUGGUAAAUAAAGGGAAGCUAAUCUUUUUGCUGUGAAAAUGAGUUUAUUUUUGCCCAGAUUAACUUGCAAAAAAGACAUAGAUGAAAUUAUAAAAGGGGUAGCAGAAAAGGUCGUAGUUCUGAGAUUUGGAAGAGACGAAGACCCAGUAUGCCUCCAGCUUGAUGAUAUUUUGUCAAAAACUGCUCACGACCUAAGUAACAUGGCUUCCAUCUACAUUGUCGAUGCCGAUAAAGCUCCUAUCUACACAAGAUACUUUGACAUCAGUUACAUCCCCUCCACUGUUUUCUUUUUCAACGGACAGCACAUGAAAGUGGAUUAUGGCUCCCCAGAUCAUACCAAGUUUGUUGGCAGUUUCAAGACCAAGCAAGAUUUCAUGGAUCUGAUUGAGGUCAUAUAUCGAGGAGCCAUGCGGGGGAAGUUGAUUGUCCAGAGCCCCAUAGAUCCCCAACAUAUCCCCAAAUAUGAUCUCCUCUAUCAUGGAAUUUAGACUCAACACCUCCACUAUGCAGACAUUCUGUGUGAUUAUAGUGAUUUCUGACUGAGUGGCAUCAGUCACUACUGAUUAAUUAACUGACAAAAAUGGCUUUAACUUUCAGGCACAAGGCAACAGUCUGAAGACGUUUUAAGAUAAAGUGUCUCACAUUAAAUAGCUUGAUUUAAAAAGUUCAUUUUGCACUGGAAGGCACAUUAUAAACAGUGCAUUGCUCUUUAUUUCUUCUCCUUUCGUAAUGUUUAAAGGUUCCCGAGGACUUUUUGGCCACUAUUAUUACAAUGGAGCGAUGCUUUUCUGUGUGAGUCCUGCCUGUUUUGUUAGCUCUUGUGCAUGUGCACAAGAGCCCAUGCAUGUGUGUCACAAUAAACACUCCAGCCAGUGGUUUCACACUAUUGAUCAACAGGUGAUAUGUCACGAAAUGCAUGUGAGGGCACUGUGAGACAGUGAAAGGCUGUAAACUACUAAAGAUGGAUGUAAACAGUAAAUGUUUUAAAUUUACAAAAAAAAAAAAAAAAAACUUUUUGCAAAUGUUUUACACGGAAGGACAAAAAGGAGCAUGUUACACACAAUUUCUCUUGGUGAACCUUUGUUUACAAAAAUCACCAUUAAAGAACGUGUAUACAAGAACGCUGUUUCCAAACUAGCUGUUCAGAACUACAGCUAGUAUCAGGGGUCUGAUAGGUUUGAAUUUUUUUUUAAUAAAACUUAAGACAGUCUUUGUUAGGAUAUGGAAAAUACACACAGUGUAAUGGGAUUUCUUAAAUUUUCUUAACAGCAGGGCAUUUUUAUUUUUACAGUUGUCUCCAUUCAUGUUUAAUGGACAGGUUGUAACUCUUGAUAAAUUGGCUUAUCUAAGUGUAUUAUUUUAUUUCUUCAUUGUGAAAAUGUGCUAUUUUGAUAUCCCCAUUGGAAAACUUCUGUUUACUGGCCUAUACAGUUAAUCCAGUGUAUAUACUC
This is a messenger RNA of Monopterus albus (swamp eel), 1492 nucleotides long. RefSeq names its product thioredoxin-like 4B (gene txnl4b). The transcript has 3 exons. Bases 80 to 529 code for a protein of 149 amino acids. NCBI's taxonomy places the organism in Eukaryota, Metazoa, Chordata, Actinopteri, Synbranchiformes, Synbranchidae. Gene Ontology annotation, biological process: mRNA splicing, via spliceosome. Gene Ontology annotation, cellular component: U4/U6 x U5 tri-snRNP complex; U5 snRNP; spliceosomal complex. The record is from RefSeq and is a predicted model, not a curated record.